Messenger RNA from Lachancea meyersii CBS 8951, 695 nucleotides. Lineage: Eukaryota; Fungi; Ascomycota; Saccharomycetes; Saccharomycetales; Saccharomycetaceae. The record is from the annotation of a GenBank genome assembly.
AUGACACCAUCAAAAAAAGCUUUGCUAGCCAUCACCCCAAUAACGACACCUUUUAUAAAGACGGUUCUAAAACUGGGGGUUUUGUAGUCGAAGCUCUGCACCCUUACCUGUUGUUCAAAGAAAAAGAAUUUGAGGUCGCGAUAUUGUCUCAGAGACAAAAAACAUUCGAUUACGAUGAGCACUCCCUGACUUCUGACUUCCUCAGUGGUAAAAAUUCGAAGCUGUACGAAGACAAAUCAUCCGACUCUAGCAAGGCGGUGCAAGGCGUGAAGAAGGCUAGUGAGCUGAAAGCUGAAGACUAUUCCAUUUUUUUCGCCUCUGCUGGCCACGGUACUUUGUUUGACUACCCUAACGCUAGAGGCCUCCAAAAACUAGCUUUUACGAUAUACCAGCACGGAGGAGUUGUUGCAGCGGUUUGGUAUGGUCCUGCCAUCUUCGAAAAUUUGAAGUAUUUGCACACAAACAAAAACAUCAUUGAAGGAAAGUCGACCACAGGUUUCACUGAUAUAGGAGAGGAGAUGCUGAGCGUGGAUGACAUCAUUAAACAAAAAGGUCUGUAAACGGUCGAGAAUGUUGCCAAGUCUUGUGCUGCCAAAUAUCUCUCACGUAUUGGACCUUGGGACGACUUUUCCAUCACAGAUGGUCGUAUUGUCACUGGUGUGAAUCCAGCGUCCACACAUUCCACUGCUCUUAGA